Messenger RNA from Funneliformis caledonium, 516 nucleotides. The record is from the annotation of a GenBank genome assembly. Lineage: Eukaryota; Fungi; Glomeromycota; Glomeromycetes; Glomerales; Glomeraceae.
AUGCCUAACACAACCAUAAUAUCAACUGCAGUACAUCUUGCCAUUAUUCUACUUAAUCCAAUUAAAAAUGAACCAGCAAUAUCAAAACAAGAUAUUCAUAACCCUGCAUUAGUUGCUAUAAAUCAUCCACUAAAAAAGAGUAAGAAAGCCAAUGCUGAAAACAGCUUUCCUAUUUCAGCAAUGAAGAUGAAGGAAGCGUGGCUUUGUCAUCUACCUAUAGAAUAUAGUUCUUCAUAUAAACCUAGUUUGUUUAGUUGUGAUUCUUCUAGUUGUUCUAUUACUAAUAUUAUAAUUACUAUAGAAACAGGAUGGUUAUUACCUUGUGGCCAUGCGUAUUAUAACAUAUGCUUCAGCCAGAAUGGAUCCAAAUUCUUGCAUUGUUUAAAUUACAUCAAGGAUGAUAUUGACAAACAUGUUCAAUCACUAUUGGAUAAUGAUUACGAUAAUACUAAGAAAUCAGCCGAUGGUAUUUCAGCUCCUUGGGAUAAUACUAUAUCACGAUUUCUUCUACUAUAG